Actinia tenebrosa (Australian red waratah sea anemone) is the source of this 1931-nucleotide messenger RNA. Its product is annotated as deaminated glutathione amidase. The record is from RefSeq and is a predicted model, not a curated record. NCBI's taxonomy places the organism in Eukaryota, Metazoa, Cnidaria, Anthozoa, Actiniaria, Actiniidae. Gene Ontology annotation, molecular function: hydrolase activity, acting on carbon-nitrogen (but not peptide) bonds, in linear amides.
CACACGUCCAGCAUGGCGGACGAGAUGUAGAUCAAAAUACUUCCUGUAUUUUAAUCUGUGAAAUGUUGCAAUCGUUUACAUUUAUCAAUAACUUCAGGAUUUUAAAACGAUCUCAUAAUCUCUUUAAAAGAAUCUCACCUGCUUAUAAUUUUCACUUGAAUCAAAUAAGGACAAUUUUCUACACAAAUAGUAAAGAAUCCUCCAGUAGAAAGAAUUUGUGUCUAGGAAAGAAGCAGCUUUUAGGAAGAGAAAUGGCGAGCGAUGGGAAAUAUCUCGAUGCUCACAUCAUUGCCGUCUGUCAAAUGACAUCCAAGAAUGAUGUACACGCUAAUUUUAGGACUUGUAAAGAUUUGAUUGAGAGAGCAAAAGCAAGAAGAGCAAAGAUGGUAUUUUUACCAGAAGCAUAUGAUUACCUGGGUGAGACUAAACAAGAGUCACUGGCCAUGGCUCAAAGCAUCAAAGGGCCAAGAAUGAAGGAGAUGUGUCAGUUAGCCAAGGAAAAUGAUAUUUGGUUAUCAUUGGGUGGGUUCCAUAACAAGAGCACAGACGAUGAAAACCGUAUAUCUAACACUCACGUGAUAGUAGACAACAAUGGUGAAAUCGUCUCCACAUAUGAUAAAGCUCACUUGUUUGAUGUUGACAUAAAAGAUGGCCCCAAACUGAAAGAAAGUGCUAACUGCAUUCCUGGGAAUGAGAUAGUUCCUCCUGUCACUACCCCUGUGGGGAAAGUUGGAAUGGCAAUUUGUUAUGACCUUCGAUUUCCUGAGAUGGCAUUGUCUCUUGCUAAACAAGGCGCUGACAUUCUUACUUUUCCAUCUGCAUUUACGUUCACAACAGGCACUGCUCAUUGGGAGGUUCUUUUACGAAGCAGAGCAAUAGAAACGCAAUGCUAUGUUGUUGCUGCUGCACAAAUAGGACAAACUACAAGCAAAAGAAAGUGCUAUGGACAUGCUAUGGUUGUGGAUCCAUGGGGUACUGUGAUAGCACAGUGUCACGAAGAAACAGGUCUCUGUGUUGCUGAAAUACAUCACCAGUAUAUCAAACAAGUCCGUGAACAGAUGCCGGUGUGGUCGCACCGUAGAACCGACCUGUACGGUGAUCUUAAACCAAACCUAUAAGGAGAAAAACUCCUACACUAUUCGACCAAUAGAAACAAGGAGCUUAUUAUAACCGACCUAUGAUGAAUAUACUAUAUAUAUGCUAUGUAUGAUGUCCGACCGAUAGAACCAACCCCAAAAUAGAGACAUCCUGAAAAUUAAUUUUUAAGCGUAAAUUAACCAGCGAAAAUAAUUUUUAAAUAUAAUAUUCCUUCGGUAACUGCGUCACUUUUAACUAUCAAAAUAAAAUUUAUGUCUGUCAAACGAAACCCGUUGUAAAAAUUUAGAAAUAUUAUUAGAAAGAUAUAUAUGUUCCAAUUUCAUAAUUCAAGACACUCCAAGAUAUUUUAAUCUUUAUUGUGCAUAAUGAAAAUUUUUCAAAUUUUCAAAUUUACACCUUUAUCCAGGGGUCGUUAUUGAAGUUGGUUUUUGUACAACAGCUAUCUCGGGUUCCAAGCAUUUAUCUUCAAUCAUUGUGAAUCCAUUCGCAUCACAGUGCACUGUGGUACACUUAUCAUCACAGAAUUGACUAGAUAAAUCUUGCCCUUGUAGAUACAGCCACGAGAUAAUGUUUUCCCUUGGUUCUGGUUUAAGGUGGCCAGAAUAACAAAGAGGACGAUGUAAAGCCUCAUGUUUGAUUAUGAAAACUCUGAGUUUAAUGAAAAAAUAAGAGAAAAAUCCGUGAGAGAACAGUCAUUGUAAACAGCGUAUACCUACAAUAAGGAUUUCUCUCGUCCUUUUCAUGUUCAUCGAUUUAAAAACUCAUCUGCUAGUGUGUUUGUCAUGAUUACUAUUAUUUUUUAUCUUUAUUGAUUAAAUAAAUAACUAACCGAA